UCCCAAACUCCCAAACCCAUCCAUCGGCGGAUCUCUCUCUCUCCCCCUUUCUCGUUCCCUCCGUCUGCAUAGUGAGUGUACCGUACAGAACCAUGAUGUCGUGUUAUACUGCGCUGGUUUUGCUAUUGUGCGCAGCCGCUCAGAGCGUCGCUGCCAUCACCGACGGCCUGCUACCGAAUGGGAACUUUGAGAAAGGACCCAGCCGGUCCCAGCUAAACGGAACUCAGGUGACAAGCCGCUAUGCGAUCCCGGAGUGGGAGAUUUCCGGCGUGGUGGAGUACAUCGAGUCCGGGCACAAGCAGGGUGACAUGCUGCUGCCUGUCCCCGAGGGAGUCUACGCGGUACGCCUCGGCAACGAGGCAUCCGUAAAGCAAAAUCUCAAGGUAACAAAAGGCAUGUACUACUCCAUCACCUUCUGCGCCGCCCGCACCUGUGCCCAGGAGGAAAGGCUCAACGUGUCGGUCACCCCGGACUCCGGCGUGCUCCCCAUGCAGACCAUGUACAGCAGCAGUGGGUGGGACUGCUACGCCUGGGCCUUCAAAGCCUUGUUCGCCCAAGUUGAGUUGGUGAUCCAUAAUCCGGGCGUCGAAGAGGACCCGGCCUGCGGCCCUCUCAUCGACUCUGUCGCCAUCAAGACUCUCUAUCCUCCUAGGCUCACAAACAAAAACCUGUUGAAGAACGCCGACUUCGAGGAAGGGCCCUACAUCCUGCCCAACACGACGUGGGGGGCGCUGGUCCCGCCCAACAUCGAGGACGACCACUCUCCUCUCCCCGGCUGGAUGGUGGAGUCCCUCAAGGCCGUCAACUACAUUGACUCCGCCCACUUCAAGGUCCCCCAGGGCAAGCGCGCCGUCGAGCUGGUUGGCGGCAAGGAGAGCGCUCUCGCCCAGGUCGCCCGCACCGUCGUCGGCCGGGUCUACACCCUCUCCUUCUUGGUGGGCGACGCCGGCAACGCCUGCACUGGGCCCAUGGUGGUCGAGGCCUUCGCGGCCCGCUCCACCGUUAAGGUCCCCUACGACUCAAAAGGGACCGGCGGCUUCAAGCGGGCCGUUCUACGGUUCACCGCCGUGGCCGAGCGCACCCGGGUCGUCUUCCUCAGCACCUACUACAAUACCCGGACCGACGGUUCCCUCUGCGGCCCGGUUGUCGAUGACGUCACGCUGCUCAGCGUCCGGAACCCCUCGCGCCGCCUCCGCCUCCUGUGAGCGUGAGGACCGACGAAUGCUAGAGCGGAAGGAUAGCCGGCUCAGUGAGGCGGUGAUGGCAUCGAAUUGAAUGAUCUCCUCCCUGGUCGCCUUCUGUCUCCGUCUCUCUUUUCUAUAAGAAACACGCAUAACGUAUUAUAUAUCUCCAUGCGUUUGAUGUAGCCAGCCGAAUGGAAUCAAAGUAAGUUCAGGGGAUGUGGUGUUUCAUUAUAUGUACCCGAUUGGACUGAGGUAUAAAAACGGUAUAUAUUUUGGUGCUACAC
Elaeis guineensis (African oil palm) is the source of this 1468-nucleotide messenger RNA. Its product is annotated as BIIDXI-like protein At5g11420. Lineage: Eukaryota; Viridiplantae; Streptophyta; Magnoliopsida; Arecales; Arecaceae. The record is from RefSeq and is a predicted model, not a curated record.